GUUUGUAGCUACAGUCCAUCUGCCCAUUGGAAAGGAAGAGACCUCCUUGCACGUCCCCCUCCUCCUCUCACUCUGCCCUGUACAGUGAUCGCUGCGAGGGGUCGCACUCAGCAACUGCAAUCAAUCGUGCCAGCGCUCAAAUGCCUUCAGGACGGGAAGCGCAGUGACACAAGCGACAGUGUAAACUUCCCAGGGGCGCAAGGGAAUAACAAGUCUCCUGGCUGUGCGCCCUCUCUUCCUCCCGGACAGGGGAUCUGUGCGAACUCAGCAGCAAGUCGCAACUUCUAACUUGUCGCUCCCUGCUGUCCGACAACUUCUAUUCAUAUUCCACUAGAUUCUCAUUAUUUUGUGAAGCCGGAAUAAAUCUCCGUCUAGAUAAUCUGCGAUUGCUGCCGGGCAUGGCGGGUUGCUGCCUAAAUGCAGAGCAAAAGGAGUCGCAGCGGAUAAACGCCGAGAUCGAGAAGCAGCUCCGCAGGGAUAAGAGGGAUGCGCGUCGGGAGCUGAAGUUGUUGCUUCUGGGUACCGGAGAGAGUGGGAAAAGCACCUUUAUAAAGCAGAUGAGAAUUAUUCAUGGAUCCGGCUACACAGAUGAAGAUAGGAAAGGGUUUACAAAACUUGUAUACCAAAACAUAUUCACUUCAAUGCAGGCCAUGAUCAGGGCUAUGGAUACACUACGGAUACAGUACUCUUCUGAACAGAACAUGGAAAAUGCAUUGUUGAUUCGAGAAGUUGAGGUGGACAAAGUAUCCAGUCUUGAAAGGAAACACGUAGAGGCAAUAAAGAAGCUCUGGGAAGAUGAGGGCAUCCAAGAAUGUUAUGACCGAAGGAGAGAAUAUCAGCUGUCCGAUUCCACAAAGUACUACCUUAGCGACAUUGAUCGCGUUUCAAGCUCUGGCUUUAUCCCCACCCAGCAAGAUGUGCUGAGGGUCAGAGUUCCCACCACCGGAAUCAUUGAAUACCCCUUUGAUUUAGAAAACAUUAUUUUUAGGAUGGUGGAUGUUGGGGGACAGAGAUCUGAAAGACGGAAGUGGAUUCACUGCUUUGAGAACGUUACCUCCAUUAUUUUCUUAGUGGCAUUAAGCGAAUAUGAUCAGGUCCUUGCGGAAUGUGACAAUGAGAACCGAAUGGAGGAAAGCAAGGCGCUGUUCCAAACCAUCAUAACUUACCCCUGGUUUCAGAAUUCCUCAGUUAUUCUCUUUUUGAACAAAAAGGAUCUUCUUCAAGACAAGAUUAUGUACUCCCACCUCAUUGACUACUUCCCAGAAUUCACAGGUCCUAAACAAGAUGCUCAAGCUGCCCGGGAAUUCAUUCUCAAACUGUACCAGGAUCAGAACCCGGACAAAGAGAAGGUGAUCUACUCGCACUUCACCUGUGCGACGGAUACUGAGAAUAUUCGAUUUGUUUUUGCUGCUGUGAAAGACACAAUCCUUCAGUUGAACCUGCGCGAAUUCAAUUUGGUGUAAGGGAUGGGACAUGGACAAUUCAUUGGGUGGAUUUAUCAGGCGUACCGUACUGGGGCGAUUCCAUAGUCUCCGGAAUCAUGCUUGCUACAGGUUUGAUUUGGCUCAGUACAGUCAUCACAGGUUCUUACACACUGUACCGUGUUCUGAGCUCCUGUAACAUUCUCUGGUAAAACAUGUAAUUGGGAAAAGCGAAAGUAAUUUUCCUAUCCGUUUACUGCAUAUUUUUUAUUUUUAAAGAAAAGGGAAGUAUGAAAUGUACAUGCUGUUUUUAUAAUUCUUCUUAAGGUGUUUAGUAGUUAUUUUUAUUAAAUAUUUGUGACAAAAAGGAUAUUUAAGAGAAUAUUCCAUAGAACUUUGUAUAAGAUAAGGCGAUCCUAGGGUUUUUAUUAUUGUUAAUUCCUGUAUGGGGGGGGGGAUAGUUAUUAACCAGAGUUGCCUUUGUCAUUUUUUAAAGCAAAAGACUGUUAGGGUCAUGAGUGGCCAUCGCUAGCGAUGGGUGAAUAAAUUAGCCGGACACAAAUUCGCAGUGAAUUUCUGCGUUGUCGCAGUCAAAUUAAUUUGCAAAACUGUGUCGACAAUUUGCCGGCAAAAAAUCUGGCACGUUAAAAAA
Molecule: messenger RNA, 2073 nt
Organism: Xenopus laevis (African clawed frog)
Lineage: Eukaryota; Metazoa; Chordata; Amphibia; Anura; Pipidae
Gene: gna14.S
Product: guanine nucleotide binding protein (G protein), alpha 14 S homeolog
Biological process (GO): G protein-coupled receptor signaling pathway; adenylate cyclase-modulating G protein-coupled receptor signaling pathway; signal transduction
Cellular component (GO): heterotrimeric G-protein complex; cell periphery; cytoplasm
Molecular function (GO): G protein-coupled receptor binding; metal ion binding; guanyl nucleotide binding
Source: RefSeq, marked provisional